Messenger RNA from Hyalella azteca, 2676 nucleotides. RefSeq lists its product as uncharacterized. The transcript has 3 exons. Bases 138 to 1385 code for a protein of 415 amino acids. Lineage: Eukaryota; Metazoa; Arthropoda; Malacostraca; Amphipoda; Hyalellidae. The record is from RefSeq and is a predicted model, not a curated record.
UUGAGCGUUAAUUUGCUGGUCUACGGCUGCGCACCCUCAUCAGCUACGUUCUUCGCCUAGCCACGUCUCGAGAGGUCCACGAAUGCGAUGUGAAGCAAGUCUUCACGCAUCUGCUCAGGAAGACCAUCAAUUUAAGGAUGUUGCCUGAAAUGAGAGACGGCCAGCUCUGGAUGCGAGAGUUGAAACAUGAGGACCUCGAUUUCCAGACCCUCAACGAUGCAGAAGUCAACGCUGUAUACCACGACAUGGCGAGCUACAGGUACAACAUGAGCGUUGGGCCAGCGUGGGCCGUGCGUUUUCUUCCACUAUCCCCAAAACACGAUGAAUAUAUCAAGCGGACGACCAUGGAAAAUACGGAGAAGAAACUCGAAAAACUGCCUCACGUUUGCCACAUUGUAAUUAGCUUCCAUCACUGCAUAACCGACGGCUUUACUUGCGUGCGCCUCAUCCGACACAUCUUGAUGCUUUUGAAUGAUGUCAUAGCAGGAAACCCCAUAGAUGAUUCCGAGCAGUAUGCUCGCAUGAUGGACAUUAAGAAGCAACAAUCGGUUUUAGAAGAAUUUGAGCGCGCAUUCGAGGCUGACCCAAAGCUAUUGCAAGACCGAGCUGAGUCAUUACUGCAGUCAACGCCUGAUGCGCUGCUUAGAAAAGUGUAUCCACACCCGUCUAAAAGACCGCCAAAAAUGAAAUGCAUUCCCCGCAUCCUUGACAGCAAAACUACGGCGGUUUUUGUCAGCCGUUGCAAGGAAGAAGGUAUUACAGUUCACACUGGCUUCAGCUCAGUGAUUGAAGCUAGCAUCGUCAAAGUUUUACUGGACGCCAACUUUAUCCAGGAUACGUACACCAUUGGAGGACUUCACUGUAUCGACCAGCGAUGCUACUUCAACGACGUUGACAAUGCGUAUGGUGAUGGCCACGGUGUAAUGGAAGUAGCCUCAGAAGUACCGAAGGAUAUUCUAGACAACUUUUGGAGCCACGCUAAGCAGUAUCACGCCAAAUUUAAGGACCUACAGGUCUGUAAAAACAGCAUAGAAAUUGAAGUGAUUGAAAGAAUGACGGGUCACGACCAGCUUAUAGUCAUUGAUGCUCAGGGUAUCGACUCCCUCCCAGAGAAGACUGCCCCAUACCUAACCACGAACAUGAGAGACGUCACCGAGACUUUGAGUAACUGUGGGGAUAACGUCGAUCUCCUUUACUACGACUGGAUGUCGGCGACCCAGGAGUUGGGGAUCGAUUGGCUGAGCUCUAUUCACACUUACAACGGACAACUCAUGCACACCAUGCAGUAUAACACUCAACUCAUGGACGAAGGACUUGCUGUAAGAGUUGUCGAUUCAGUAUUUGAAAUAUUGAGGAAGGUCGUUGAAGAGCCGAAACACAAAUGAAUAUUGAAGCGUGCUAAGUUGGUGAAUUUUUGAGAGAUGCAAAUUCAUCUUAUCUCUGAUUUGACUAGCACUGACUAUUUGAAAAUUAAUUAAUUCGUUUUAUUUAGUUUAGAAUAUCAUCAUCAUCGAAUUGGCUCGCAAACAUCAAUUUGUCGAUGAACGAAAUUUUUCUAAUGUAAUUGUUAAUUUCUACUAAUGGCGACCUAAUUUCAUAUUAAAAUUGAAUAGAAGCGUAGUAGUUGGUUCAUAGACUCACCUUUUCAUUAGAGUAUCCCUGAAAAAUCGAACAAUGAGUGAUGGCGUUUUAAAUUCCAACGACUCUUGCCAUUUUAGUAGGGCCUUUAGUUACAUGCCAGAUCGAAGUCUUUACUUAGAAUUUGUAAUCUCUGAGGUUCCGAGGCUUAUCACUAAGAUGCUCUGUUAUACUGGAGUUGGACAGAAACCGGGGGCUGUGAUAUUUUUGAAAUGAAGUUUCUGACUCAUUUUUGAAUUUAUAUAAAAAACUAAAAGUCGUCAUUAUGUUUGUUUGUAUUUAUUUUAGUGCCUUGAAUCUGAUGAAUUGAAAUUCUUGAUUGUCAGUCAAACAAACAUUUUGGCAUUUUAUGGAAUUGCGAAGCUCACUGUCCUCACGGUUGCUGUUGCCUAUUCGAAAAAUUAGAAUCUAAUUGUCGCUGAAUAAUUCAAGCUAGGAGGGAAUUUAUCUUCCGUCCUGCAAUUCUAUCCACCUAACGCCGACUUGACAUAGAUGAAGGGUCCAAAAAAUAAGAAUCCAAAUUUACCAUUUAAUCUAUCUUGCCAGCGUAAAAAACCUGCAAAUAUGGAAUUGUAUCACAACUAUUGCAUCAAUUUUGUUGGUCUAAGAGCAUUUAAAUGGGCAUGGUUAACAAUUUAUUGCUUUAAAAGUGAUAUUCGAAAUAUGUAAGAAAUUUCCACAUUCCUUUGGUUCUAAAUUUAUUUUUGUCCAUACCUAUUGUUGGAUAUGGAUUUGUAAAUAAGAAGAGUUGGCAGUAAGACUUAGAGGUGGGAACGUCUAAUCAAUGGUGCUCUGGAAGGAGAGUGCAAAGCCAUCCUUUCCUAAUUGCUAUUUAUUAUUUUCGAUGAUCGCUCUUUGAUUUUCGUUUUAUUUAUUUUCUUAAGUGCAUGUUCACUAUUCCUUAAUUAGAAGAGGGCCGACUACAGAUCAAAUCUUGGGCAUCGCCCUAUGCACUAUGCUGUGGCUAGGCCACUUUAACUUUGGAGCUUUGGCUCAGACAGUUUAGACUCCUGCGUCUCGAAAUAAUUUUCUCGAAAU